CUCUCCAAGACAUAAUUAGCCACGCAGUCACUGCUUAGGCUGAGAAUGCAGCUGCGAAACAGCGUAGAACGGAAGAUCGAUCGAUCAUGCACCAUGUAUCAUGGACGUUGACAAGUGAUACACAUCAUCACAGUUCCUAGUGAAACCAGGGGUUUUCCCUUUCUGGCAUGCCCCGCCGGGCUACCGCCCUUGACCACCACCAUGUCUGCCAAUGCUCAGCUCUAUGGAUUCCCUCCAGGAUACUUCGUGAUUCGUAACCUUGCGAAUGGUAGGUUGUGGGAUGUCGGUGGAGAUGAUGUAGAAGACGGCGUCGAGAUUUUACUCUGGCCAGAGAAAGAGAAGUCUUUAGUCGAAACCUUGAGAAAUCCGGAUGCUAAUAAUCAGGUAUUCUUCAUUGAUACGUCGGGCGCUCUUUGCUCGAGAUCAUCAGGACAUGCGAUCGAUAUCGAAGGGGACUGUUUGGUACUUCGGCAUCGCCGACCCAUCUCCCAGCCAUAUCCAAAUGAAUACUCGCAUCCUCUACCACGUUUCUCCUACUCCCGAGAGACUCACCAUAUCACUGCAUCUUUCCAGUGUGAUCCUACAUACCCCCCGCCAGCCGCGCAAACUUCCACCGCAUGGAUGCGAAAGACAUACGUCCUGUCAGCAAUUCCGAUGCCCAAACCAAAGUCACUGUUGGACAACGCAUCGUAUUUCCUAAGUUCCGCUGUCACAACCCCAAUUUCGUUUUUCUCCGGUGGCACAGCACAGCGGAAGGCAACUCCUGAGGAUGUUUUCAGUGGUGAUAUAGACCUCACCGAGGACGAAACUCUAGAACAGGAUCGAGGCGUAGAAGGCGAAGCAGAUGACUCCUCCGAGCUCCUCAGAAGACUUAGAGUUUUGACGAUCGGUCAGCGGGAUGCUCCUGCAGAGGGCGACAAUGCUAGAAAACGCCGUCAAUGGCAAAUUUUGCCCUUGCGUACGUCAGCCGCUCAUCGGAGCCGUUGAAGUGACUGGAAUCGAUAUUCGUAUGGUGCUUGUCUUCCAUUUGGUUUGGGCGUACAUACUUCCUGGGAAACUGUGUCGUGAAACUUAACUUUGUGAAUCACGUGCAUCCUUCACGGGACCCGCAUCCUCUAAUUUUGCGCGUAAAUUCCAACUUCAUUCAGCUGAACGUUGACCUUG
Messenger RNA from Suillus subaureus, 1164 nucleotides. RefSeq lists its product as uncharacterized. The coding region runs from base 202 to 987 and encodes 261 amino acids. Lineage: Eukaryota; Fungi; Basidiomycota; Agaricomycetes; Boletales; Suillaceae. The record is from RefSeq and is a predicted model, not a curated record. The transcript is spliced from 5 exons.